AUGGCUACUUACCCAACAAUCUAUGUUGAUCAAUCUGGACAUGGAAAUUUCUCAACCAUUCAAUCCGCUAUUGAUUCCAUUCCUUCAACCAAUGGGAAUUGGAUUUGUGUUUCCGUUAGGGCCGGCGAGUACAGAGAACAGGUAAGAAUUCCAAUGGAUAAGCCAUACAUAUAUAUUAAAGGAGAUGGAAAAAGAAAGACAACUGUAGUUUGGGAUUCUCACGAUUCUAUUGCUACCAGCCCUACUUUCAUCUCUCAAGCUGAUAAUAUCUUUGUCAAAAGCAUAUCCUUCAAGAACUCUUUUAACAAUCCUCCGACGAACUACAACCCUAUAAGAACGGCCGUGGCGGCGAUGAUCUCUGGUGACAAAUCUGUUUUUUAUAGAUGUGGGUUUUUUGGAUUCCAAGACACUUUGUGGGAUGUUCAAGGCAGACAUUACUUCAAGCUCUGCACCAUACAAGGAGCUAUUGAUUUCAUCUUUGGUUCUGGUCAAUCUAUUUAUGAGAGAUGUACAAUAUCAGUAAUAGCAGGAGCAUUAGAUGGAUUGGCAGGGUACAUAACAGCACAGGGAAGGUCUACACCAGAGGAGACUAAUGGUUUUGUCUUCAAAGACUGCAAUGUUAUUGGAACUGGACUCACCUACUUGGGCAGGCCUUGGAGAGAGUAUUCCAGAGUCAUCUUUUACAACUCUUAUUUAUCAGAUGUAGUUCUUCCUCUUGGUUGGAAUGCUUGGGGCAAUUUCGGCGGCCGCGAGCAUCAGUUAACCUUUGCUGAGCAUGGCUGCUAUGGAAUUGGAUCAAACACAUUAAACCGUGUUAAAUGGGAAGCUAAUCUGAGUCAGGAUAUGCUAUCGUGGUUAACUAGCAUCAGAUUCGUCGACGAUGAUGGUUGGAUUAGCCGCCUACCGGUCAACAUGUAAACUUGAU
Messenger RNA from Camellia sinensis, 925 nucleotides. RefSeq names its product Pectin lyase-like superfamily protein. Gene Ontology annotation, biological process: cell wall modification; pectin catabolic process. The record is from RefSeq and is a predicted model, not a curated record. Gene Ontology annotation, molecular function: pectinesterase activity. NCBI's taxonomy places the organism in Eukaryota, Viridiplantae, Streptophyta, Magnoliopsida, Ericales, Theaceae.